This is a messenger RNA of Dreissena polymorpha, 3659 nucleotides long. RefSeq names its product sorting nexin-4-like. The transcript is spliced from 14 exons. Lineage: Eukaryota; Metazoa; Mollusca; Bivalvia; Myida; Dreissenidae. Bases 53 to 1348 code for a protein of 431 amino acids. The record is from RefSeq and is a predicted model, not a curated record. Gene Ontology annotation, biological process: protein transport. Gene Ontology annotation, molecular function: phosphatidylinositol binding.
AUCGACACGCAUACUCAAAGGGACGUAACUAUGACAAACAAAUUUAUCCAAGAUGGCCGACGAUAGCCCACCGACCUAUUCCCCAGACCAUUUUCCAAGUUCUCCGGAAGAAGACACGGUGGAGGUGGCUAAAAAGCUGGGAAAGACAAAUAUGUUGCAAUGGAUGGAGAUUCGAGUUUCUGAGCCAGAAAAGAGAACCACAACAUCAAUGAAGAUGCAAGACACAUUUAUGGUCUAUCUUAUUGAAACAAGGAUUACAGACAAUGACGUAAAAUGCAAAGGUGAUGGAACGACUUCCCUGUGGCGCCGAUACAGCGAGUUUGAGCUGCUGAGAAACUACCUUGAGAUCACCUAUCCUGCCCUUGUCAUUCCACCUCUGCCAGAGAAAAAGGCCACAUACACUUGGCAGAACAUGGCCACAGACAAGUUUGAUGCUGAAUUCAUUGAGAGGAGGAGGGCAGCUUUAGAGAUCUUCUUGUUACGAUGUGCUGCCCAUCCAAUUAUGUGUCUGGACAAGAUAUUCAUUGGUUUUCUACAGAAGGAGGAAGCAUGGAAGGAUACUGUUUAUGCCACAGAAUUUCAGAGUAAGGCUGAUUCAAAGUUGAAGAGUUUAAAUGCCUCAUUUCGCUUGAAGAAACCAGACCAGCAGUUUGAAGAACUUAAGAAUUACAGCAAUGAAAUACAGGGCGUCAUAGCCAAUCUCCUGAAAGUUAGAGCGCGUAUGGCAGACCACCAGUUUGGUGUGCACAAGCUCCAUGGCAACUACCAGAGGGUGUUCAAUGAGUGGAGCGCUAUAGAGCGUGAGAUGACUGACCCCCUGCAGAGUGCUGGACACUACAUGAACGUGUAUGCGCAGUCUAUAGACACCAUUCUGGAGGAAGAAGAGCAGUAUGCAGACCAGCUGAAGGAAUACCUGGCAUUUGGGGAGUCACUUAGGUCUGUUUGUAGAAAAUAUGAGUGUCUACAGUAUGAUCAGGAAAGGGCUGAAGAAGGAUUGACCAGUAAACACUCACAGAAAGAGGCUUUGGUUCAAGGCAAGACCUCCACUGGCUUCAGUCUGGGCAGUCUGAAGAAGGCGAUGUUCGGUGCCGAUACCCCAGAGCAGAGGGAACUCAAGAUCAAGCACCUGGAGGAACAGAUCAAAGUCAAUGAGGUGGAACUGAAGCAGGCCAAUGAGGAGAUGCAAAAGUUUGUUGAUGCUGCCCUGCGUGACAUAGACCGAUUCAAGAGACAGAAGACAAAAGAUCUUAAAGAGAUCUUCACAAACUACGCCAUCAUGCAAAUCAAACAGUGUAAAAAAGGAAUAGCAAUUUGGACCAGUGCCAAAGACUGUUUUGCCAAGAUGUGAACACCAACCUUUCAAGCCAAGAUAUCAACACCAACCUUUCACAUAAAAGAUUGGGCUCCCUUUCCUGGAAGCUGCCUUAGAAAAGCUCAUAUGAGCCUCGUUCUGGGAAAACAGCAUUUAAGGCCUGUUGUUAAAGUGUCGUCCUAGAUUAGCCUUCGCAAUCUUCAUAGGCUAAACAUGGACAACUUUAUCCGCUUUUAUUGUAUUUUUGAUUUAAAGGAAGUUUCUUUUGCACAAAACUUGUGUACUCUUUUGUCUUCAUUGAUUAGCCUGUGCGGACCAGAACAAGGCUGAUUUGUCAGUUAUAUAAGUUUAUGUGUCAGGGUUUUUAUGCCCCAGGUAGGGUGGCAUAUAGCAGUUGAACUGUCCGUCAGUCCGUCGGUCUAUCCGUCCGUCCAAAAACUUUAACAUUGGCCAUAACUUUUGCAAUAUUGAAGAUAGCAAUUUGAUAUUUGGCAUGCAUGUGUACCUCAUGGAGCUGCACAUUUUAGUGGUGAAAGGUCAAGGUCAUCCUUCAAGGUCAAAGGUAAAAAAAAACAAAUCCAAGGGGAGUAACAAGCUUUAAAGGGAGAUUAUUUAUAUUUAUCAUUUGGCAGUUACAGAUCAUUUUCACAAUGGAAGUAAUAUUUUUUAAAGGGAUAAAAUAAAAAAAUCAAAGCGGCGCAGUAGGGGGCAUUGUGUUUCUGACGAACACAUCUCUUGUUUUAUCCCUACCAUAGAAACAGACCAACUGUUUCAAUAUAACAAAUGUUAGGUUAAGGUUCAAACAAUUUAAUUCACAAACCAGGUCAUAUUUGGUGUGUCUUUACUACAAAAGAUAGCAUGAUGUUCAUAAUUAUUUAUUUUAUGUCCGUGAUAUUCUACUUUUUAAUUUUUGUUGAGGUUGUAUUUUGUGAUUGCAAGACAAGUAUUUAGAUAACAAAUUUGCACAAAUGAGGUUGUAUGGACAUAAAGGGUUUGUUUUACUUUUCCAUGUAUUUUAGAUAUGUUUUUGUUAUGACAACAAUGAUAUAAUGCAUCUGACUAAUGUGUACAAUUCACUGUUUACAAUAACAGAUACAGCAAGGCAUGUUAAUUCCAUGUGUUUGGGCACACAUCUUUUUGCAUUCCAUGUUGUUUGUUUAUACUCACCCGAGCACAACUUGCUCAUGGUGAAAUUUUGUGAUCUUCUUUUGUCCAUUGUGUUUGGUCAAUAUUUACCUUGUGAACACUCAAAAAACCACAUUUAUUUCCCAAUUUGUAUGACUCUUUUUCAGAUGCCAGAUUUAUCCCAAUUGAAUCUCAACUAAGUUCAAAACUGGCUCAUGCAGGGAUUUAAACUAAGUCACUGUAGCAAAUUAAAGAAAUGGCUUGUUAACACACUAGAGUCCUCCUUUAUUUCUCAAUCUUCACUUCAUGAAACUGACUUAGAGCAUUAGUCUCCAUGAAAUCUCUGCGGAGUUCAAAUUUGGGUCAUGUGGGGGGGGUGUUAAAAAGUAGUUCAUAAGGUCACAUAACAGAAAAGGCUUAAGUUAUGAGAACUAUAUUACAGGUCACAUUUAUAUUACAAUCCUCAUACAACUUGGUCAGAACAUUUGUCCCAAUGAUAUCUCAGCCAAGUUUAAAACUGGGUCAUGUGAGGUCAAAAGCAAUGUCACAAUGUCAAAUUAAUUAAACGGUUUGUGAGCACUACUAACCAACUUUCUAAAACAUGGUAACCUGAGAACAACGGUCACCUGUCUGCAAUGGUCACUUUAGUCUUUUCCCUUGACUGACUUCUGUUCUCAGGUUGUACUAUAUAGGCCACAUUUAAUGCCAACUUUUCAUCUGAAUUGGGAAGAACAUUCUGGCGAUGAUAUCUCUGCAGAGUUAGAAAACGAUCAAUGAAAUUUGAUCAGAAUAUUUAUCUCACAAUGUCUCUGCAGAUGUUAAAUUGAUGUUUCCAUAAAUGUAGGUCACCAAAUUUUAUCCUAGAAACUCCCAUAUAACUUAUGUAGAAGCCACAUUUAUGACCCAAUUUUGAUCAUACGUUGUCAGAAUGUUAGUCGUGACAAUAACAAGGCCAUGUUUGAAUCUGGGUGCAGUGGGGUCAGAAACCAGGUCAAGUCUUCAACAAUUGGUUAAACCUUAAAUCAGGUGAGCCAUUCAAGUCCAUCAUGACUCAAUUGUUUAUUUAUUAUAUGUACGUCUUCAUUUAGAUUUAUGUUGUGUUGAUUUGUGGAAAUAUAUAUAUUGCUUAUAUUAUUGCAUAUUUCACAUGAAAAUCAGAUUCUGUGUGGUUGUAUUUGUUACGGGCCUUGUGCAAUAAAGCAAUUAAAGUAAAUUCAAAACU